UUUAGAAGUGCUAGAAAACUACCAACUAUAUGUAUAUCAUUUUUUGAAGAGCCGAUUUAUUUUACAGAAUUCUAUUUUUAUGAUCAAGUCUGGUUUUAGUUAAUGAAAAGCACAUCUUUUAUAAUAAUUAUCAUUAUUUACAUAUUAAAUAAAUAAAGUACAAACUAAAGUAGAAAAGUUUUCACAAUCUAAAACUACCUUUUAGACAUACGGGAAUAAUGGCAAAAUUUAUAUUCACAUGGCAUAAUAUUAAUUAUUCUGUAGAAGAGAGAUGUGGAUCUUUCCUAAAUGGGAGUAAAAAACGAAAAAUAUUAAUUGAUGACGUUUCAGGAUGUGCAUUUUCUGGCUCGGUAAUAGCCAUAAUUGGAGGAAGUGGAUGUGGAAAAACAGCUCUUCUUACGCUCCUUUCAGGACAAAGAAAAGGUCGAGGUGUACUAAAAAUUAACGGAAGAAUUAUAACUGGGAAGAUGUUGAGAAGUAACUCAACAUAUUUACAACAAUCUGAUGUAUUUUUUGAAAACCUGACUGUUGAGGAACAUAUUACAUUCAAGGCAGCAAUGUCUUUGAACAAGACCAAGACAGAACGUGAAUUAAUUAUAAGUUUAUUGUUAAAAAAUCUUAGUUUGGGGCAUCUAACCUACGUCAAAAUUAAAAAUUUAUCUAGCGGAGAAAAAAGAAGGCUGUCCUUAUUAUCGUGUUUAUUUUCAGAUCCGUAUAUUCUAUUUUGUGAUGAACCUAUUUCUGGUCUAGAUAGCUUUAGCGCUACAACUAUUGUUAAAAUAUUGAUAGAGGUUGCGAGUUCAGGAAAAAUAGUGUUUAUGACAGUUCAUCAACCAUCAUCUGAAGUAUUCGAGUUAUUUAAUAAUAUUAUCAUGUUAUCACCGAAUGGUAAAAUCGUUUUUGAAGGAUCUAAGGAUAAUGCAAAGACAUUUUUUGAAAGCCAAUUACUAUUUUGUCCAUCGUCAUAUAACCCAGCGGAUUUUUAUUUAAAUCAUAUAAUAAUUAAAACACCAAACGAUGAAAGGAAAAUCGAGGAUCUAGUUAAACAAUUCAAAGAGGAUUACAGUUUAAAAUUUGAUUUUCCAGAAAACGGAUAUCAUGGGCUUUUGCUUAAAUACAAAGAAAAGGAAAAUGGAUUUCUCCAUGAACUUAAGUGGUUAUCUUGGAGAGUGUUCGUAAAUUUGGGUAGAAAUACAGAAGAACAUUAUUUUUCAUUCAUUUUGACAGUGAUUACUGCCUCAAUACUGGGUAUUGUAUACUCAAAUGUCACAUUAGCAGAAACAAGUGCAGUGCAAAGUAUUCAAGGUGUCCUUUUACUUAUAGUAUCAGAAUUAAUAUUUAUUCAAAUGUAUCAGGCUAUUUAUACCUUUCCAGAAGAAGUUAACAUAUUUGUACAAGAAAAGGAAUUAUAUUCUCCAUUACCUUAUUUUUUAUCUAAAACUGUAUCAUUAAUUCCAUUUGCAUUAGUGCACUCUCUGGUAUUUUUAAUAAUCUAUUUUACAUGUCUUCCAUUUCUGACCACAAGUAAAUUAUUGCUGGAAAUGUAUUUGAUACUAUUUCUAACUUCUGUAUGUGGCAGCUCUUUGGGAUUAUGCUUAUCUGCACUUUUUCCUACCUUAGAAUAUAUCAAUCUUUUUAUAGUACCGUUUGAAAUUCUUUGUUUGGUACUUUCUGGAUUAUGGAUCAGAAUUCAUACUCUAUCUAAGGCUUUUUCCAUCGUAAAAUACAUAUCUCCUUUUUAUGUGACAUAUGAGUCAAUAUGUAUAGUCUACUGGUUAGACGUGGGCCAUAUAACAAACUGUAGUGAGAUCGACACUACCACUUGCUUUGAAAAUGGGACAGAUGUACUAGGAAAUUAUGAUUUUGGACAAACAUAUGAAAGAGUUAGCAACAACUUAAUCUUCCUAAUUAUUCUUAUUAUAGCUUAUUGCUACAUAGGAUAUAUUGGAAUACUAAGAAAAAGAGCCUUAUAUCAUAUAUAGAAUGAAAUAAUAUAUUUUUUGUUAAUAA
This is a messenger RNA of Sitophilus oryzae (rice weevil), 2010 nucleotides long. Its product is annotated as protein scarlet-like. The record is from RefSeq and is a predicted model, not a curated record. Bases 219 to 1982 code for a protein of 587 amino acids. Gene Ontology annotation, cellular component: membrane. Gene Ontology annotation, molecular function: ATP hydrolysis activity; ATP binding; ABC-type transporter activity. The transcript is spliced from 13 exons. Lineage: Eukaryota; Metazoa; Arthropoda; Insecta; Coleoptera; Curculionidae.